This is a messenger RNA of Atta colombica, 2172 nucleotides long. RefSeq names its product zinc finger CCCH domain-containing protein 13-like. The transcript is spliced from 10 exons. Bases 274 to 1623 code for a protein of 449 amino acids. Lineage: Eukaryota; Metazoa; Arthropoda; Insecta; Hymenoptera; Formicidae. The record is from RefSeq and is a predicted model, not a curated record.
AUAGAGUAUAUAAUAAUAGUUUUUAUUGAGUAAAUUUUUAUCAAAAUUUGAGUGACUAGGGACUUCUUAACACCCUGUAAAAUUACUUAACAAUUUGCAUUUGACCGAAGAAUCCUGGGCAGCUCUUGUAAUUUACGAUUUCAAUUGGUGAAUUUUUCGGAAUUGGGCAACUAUUGCUGAACAAAACAAGUUUUCUGUAAUCGCUAUGCGAAGAUUUAUAUCAUAGCUACAUUCUGGAAUCUAUUUUGUAUUUGCUCGUGCUGUUUUAGUGCAAUGAAUCCUAUGCGAUUGACAACUUUCCGGAGCGAGGAGUCAAGAUCAACACGUAACGAAGAUCACAAUAUUUUUACAGUUUUACGUUCAAGAACCGAAGAAAAGAAGCAAAGACGCAGACGAGAAUGGCAACGCCAGCAAGAGCGAGAGAGACAACAUGAAAAAUUGAAGCAGCAAAAAAUUUUAGAAUAUGAAAGGAAACGUGCACAAGCUUUAAAAAAAUAUGCUGAGGAAAAAUCGUCACGUCACAGUCAAAGUAAAAGUGAUAGUGAGUCUCCCUUGCAUGGUCGGUACAGAGGUAGAUCUAAAUCAACUGCUUCCAAAAGUGAUAAUGGGUCUCCCUCAUAUGUUCGAUACAGAGGUAGAUCUACAUCAACUGCUUCCAAAUCUGAUAAUCUCCAUGAAAAAUUAGAUGAAUCUACAAAUGGAAUAGUACCUUUAUUUAGAGGUCCUCAGAAUGCACAGAUUGAUACUUCGGAAUUACGUCGAAUUAAAGUAGAUAUUCAUAGGAAUAUUCCUGCAAAAGGACCUGUUACCGAAUUAGAAAGAGCUAUACUUAAUCCUGAAGAUGUGAUCGUCAAGAGAAGAGAGGGAGAGGGAUGUAAACCAAUAUUCGAUAGGGAAGAAUUAAAAAAAGUUAUAAACAAAACUAACGAAAUAGAAGAACAGCGCACAGCUGUAUUCAUAAAUAAAGAACAAUCGGCCUCGACAAUCAAGUCACAUUCCUUAUCCUUGAGUCCUAUUAGGAAUCGUGUCUAUUCUGGAUAUCUAUCUUCCUAUCAAUCCAGUCACUUGGAUUUGAAUCAGGAUAAGACAGAAAAAUGUGAUACUCGUAAAGAUGAUGAGAGAAGCGAUUUAGAGAAACGCAGAGAAUAUAAAGAGAAAUAUACCGAAAGAGAUGGCGCAAAUAAGCAUGAUAAUAAUCGAUCGCGUUCUAGAGAACGAAACUCACAUUCCAGGCCAUUUAUUGAAGAGAGAUCUUAUCGCGACAGAUAUCGUGAAAAAUCAAAUGAACGUUCUUAUGAAAGAAGAGAUAGAGAGAGGGAGAGAAACAGAGAAAGAGGUAGGAAUAGAGACAGAACUAAAACUAGAGAUAGAUCCAGAGAACGAAGAAAUAUAGCAUCACGUUAUAUCGAAUCGCCAAUAUCUGUACCUAUCUGUUAUGGUAGUUUUCCUCCGAGACCUAUCGUAGUAAACCCUAUGGUUCCAUUAAGAGGACAAAUUUCUUCUAUGGGAAGAGGCAGACAUCCUACUUUAAUGGUACCAGUUAGACCAUUUCCACCAAGAUUUCCUCCAAAUAUGUACAGUUUGGGACAUCCAUCUCCAAAUCCAAGAUACGGACCAUUUUGAAACGGUGGAUAUCUUUAUACAUUAUCGAGAAUAUUUUAUGAAGACAAAAUCAAUAUAUAAUCUAUUUUAAUAUUUGCUAUAUAUUUGUGAGGACCUAUUGGAUAAUAUAUUUUGUUACUUAGAUAUACAUUUAAGAUUUUACUGUAUUAGAGAAUGUAGAAUGAAGCUAUCCCAAAUAGCACAUAGCGUUUACAAAACGUUAACAAAGCACUAAAAAAAUCGCUUUUUUUAACGUUUUACAAGCGCUGCUACUUGGGAUAUAUUCACGAUGUCAGAAAUUGUUCCAAGAUCUCAAACUGAGAAAGAGUUUGUCAAUUGCAUUGAUCAAUUAAUCGAAUUGUUCGAACGUGAUUUAUUAAUUCCUUCUUCAUCUAAGAUUUCAGAGCAAUUUCUAGCAUCGGGAACAUAAGGCUUUAGAAUAAAUAUUAUACUGGUUGGAAGAAUUUAUUCAUAGGUUUGCGUUGUUUGAAAUUUCCAAGAAUUUUAGCAUUUAAAAAGACGCAGAUUGAGAUAAACAUAUAUUUGAGCGUUGAAGAGAGAGAGAGAGAG